UUUAAUGUAUGAGGCAAAAGCUCUUUGUGGCUGUCUGCAGCGAGCAGACGGUCAGAUGAAUGAAAUUUUUUGAUUCUGAAGAGGAAAUCCACAUCACCUCUCAUUCAUAUUUGGAUAUUAGCCAUAUAUCAUCUGCUUCUUUUCUACUUCCCGCUACUUUUUGCUGUCAGGUUUUCUCUGCACUCCUUCCAGACAUUCAUCUAUUCUGCAUUUUUUGCUGCAUCUCUCACAUUUCUCCGUUCCUCUUCCUCACUUUCCGACUGGGUCACCAUGGAUAUCGGUGGCCUGACGACAGUGGUGGCCAACUCUGCCUACAUCUCAGCCCGCGGCAGCUUUGAUGGCACUGCCAACCCUGCAACCAACCGAGACAAGAAGUACCACUCACGCCUGAAGCUGCCUCACAUCACGGUGUGUGAAGGCUUGCGGGAGACUUUAGAUCUGGGCUUCCAGACAGUCUGCGUGGAGCAGCCCAUCGGCAAACGUCUCUUCCAGGAGUUCCUGGACUCCAUUAAAGAAUACAAAAGCCCCUGCCGCCUAUGGAAGGAUAUUGAGGAAUACAACAUGGCUGAGGAUGAAGACAGUCAAAGAGUCAAAAAGGCAAGCAAGAUCUUGUCGAGGUACAUGGAGCCGGACGCUAAGUAUUUCUGCCCCUUUCUGCCAGAAAACGGCAUCACAAAGGUCAAAGAGAAACACCAAGAGGCCGGGGAUGAACUUUUCAGUGAGACCAUGGACAACGUGAUGGACUUUCUCAAGGAAGUGCCCUACACUUUCUUCCUGGAGAGUAUGUAUCUGAAAAGGUUCCUGCAGUGGAAGUGGUUGGAGAUGCAGCCAGUGGGAGAGGACUGGUUUGUGGAUUUCCGUGUGUUGGGGAAAGGAGGUUUUGGGGAAGUGUCUGCCUGUCAGAUGAAGGCCACAGGGAAACUGUACGCCUGCAAGAAGCUCAACAAGAAAAGGCUGAAGAAGAGAAAAGGCUAUGAGGGGGCGAUGGUGGAGAAGAAGAUCCUGGCUCGAGUUCACAGCAGGUUCAUCGUCUCUUUGGCGUACGCCUUCCAGUCCAAAACUGAGUUGUGUCUGGUCAUGACCAUCAUGAACGGAGGAGACCUGAGGUAUCACAUUUAUAACGUGGAUGAGAACAACCCGGGGUUUGACGAGGCGCGGGCCUGUUACUACGCCGCUCAGAUCAUCCAGGGGAUGGAGCACCUGCACCAGAAGAGGAUCAUCUACAGAGACCUCAAACCAGAGAACGUUCUGCUGGACAAUCAAGGUAACGUGCGUAUCUCUGACCUUGGCCUGGCUGUGGAGCUGGGUGAUGAUCAGCUCAAAAUCAAGGGUUACGCUGGGACUCCAGGUUUCAUGGCUCCAGAGCUGCUUAAAGGAGAGGAGUACGACUACUCUGUGGAUUACUUUACCCUGGGGGUCACUCUGUUUGAGUUCAUGGCUGCCAAGGGCCCCUUCAGGACCCGGGGAGAGAAGGUAGAGAAUAAGGUGGUGAAGAAGCGUAUCCUGAAUGAGGCAGUGAUGUAUCCAGAGAAGUUCAGUGAAAACGCCCGCUCCAUCUGUGAGGGUCUGCUGGUCAAAGAGGUCGACAAGAGGCUCGGCUUCAAGAACGGAUCUUGUGACGAGAUCAGGGCGCACCCCUUCUUCAGAGAGAUCAACUGGAGGAAACUCGAUGCAGGGAUCCUCACACCCCCUUUUGUGCCAGACUCAAAGACAGUUUACGCCAAGAACAUCGAUGACGUCGGGGCCUUCUCCACCGUGAAAGGUGUCCAGCUGGACAACAAAGACAAUGACUUUUAUGAUGAGUUCGCCUCGGGGAACAUCUCCAUCCCCUGGCAGGAGGAGAUGAUCGAGAUGGGGAUCUAUGGCGAGCUCACAGUCUGGGGACCUGAAGGCACACUGCCCAACGACCUGCGCCGAGAAUCCAUCCUGGAGCAGCCGCCCAAGUCCUCCACCUGCACGGUGUCGUGA
Epinephelus fuscoguttatus (brown-marbled grouper) is the source of this 1968-nucleotide messenger RNA. RefSeq names its product G protein-coupled receptor kinase 1 a (gene grk1a). Gene Ontology annotation, biological process: visual perception; signal transduction; protein phosphorylation. Lineage: Eukaryota; Metazoa; Chordata; Actinopteri; Perciformes; Serranidae. The record is from RefSeq and is a predicted model, not a curated record. The coding region runs from base 271 to 1968 and encodes 565 amino acids. Gene Ontology annotation, molecular function: rhodopsin kinase activity; ATP binding. Gene Ontology annotation, cellular component: cytoplasm. The transcript has 7 exons.